This is a messenger RNA of Hibiscus syriacus, 1797 nucleotides long. RefSeq names its product 4-coumarate--CoA ligase-like 1. NCBI's taxonomy places the organism in Eukaryota, Viridiplantae, Streptophyta, Magnoliopsida, Malvales, Malvaceae. Gene Ontology annotation, molecular function: long-chain fatty acid-CoA ligase activity. The record is from RefSeq and is a predicted model, not a curated record. Gene Ontology annotation, biological process: fatty-acyl-CoA biosynthetic process.
CACCCUUCAUGAUUACCAAUUUAUUUCUACAAUUUCACAUUCCAUUAUAAAGCAAAGGCCAGGCCACUUCUCUUUCAAUUCAUUCCUUGCGAUUCCUUGUAUCAACUAUGGAAACUUCGACUCCGAUGCAACAUUCCGAAGAUGACAAUGAACAUGUUUUCCUUAGCAAAUACCCACCGGUUUCGGUGCCGGAUAACUUGACAUUGCCGGAAUUUGUUCUCCAGGAUGCCGAGCUAUACGCUGACAAGGUAGCGUUCGUGGAAGCUGUGUUGGGGAAAUCGUAUACGUAUGGCGAAGUGGUUCGGGACACAAGAAGAUUCGCAAAGGCCUUGAGCUCGCUUGGUCUUAGGAAAGGCCAUGUGGUUCUGGUAUUACUACCAAAUAUUGCAGAGUAUGGCAUUGUUGCUCUUGGGAUCAUGGCUGCCGGAGGUGUUUUCUCAGGUGCGAACCCGGCGUCGCACACGGAGGAAAUAAUGAAACAAGCCAAUGCUGCAAACGCUAAGUUGAUAGUGACGAAUGGUCCGAACUAUGAAAAGGUGAAAGAUCUGGAGCAACCUGUCGUUGUACUAGGCGAGGAGCGCAUUGAAGGCGCCACGAAUUGGGACGAUCUGCUGGAAGCCGGGGAUCGUGCAGGUGCAGGCACUCGGUCUACUAAGGAAGAAGUUCUCCAGAGUGAUCUAUGUGCACUUCCAUUCUCAUCAGGCACCACAGGGAUUUCAAAGGGUGUAAUGCUAACCCAUAGGAACUUAGUGGCUAACCUAUGCUCAUCUCUCUUCAGUGUCGGACUGGAUAUGGUUGGUGAAGUCACCACUUUAGGCCUGAUUCCAUUCUUCCACAUUUACGGUAUCACCGGAAUUUGUUGCGCCACGCUUAGGAACAAAGGGAAAGUGGUGGUCAUGAAUAGGUUCGAUCUCCGGACGUUCCUCAACGCAUUGAUCACGCAUGAGAUUACAUUUGCCCCCAUCGUGCCACCGAUAAUUCUUGCCCUGGUUAAGAACCCCAUAGUCGAUGAAUUCGAUCUCAGUAAGCUCAAACUCAGGGCUGUAAUGACUGCAGCAGCGCCAUUAGCUCCCGAGCUUCUCGCUUCAUUCGAAAACAAGUUCCCCGGUGUUCAAGUCCAAGAGGCAUAUGGACUAACUGAGCAUAGCUGCAUCACACUCACCCAUGGAAAUCCCAUGAAAGGUCAUCACACUGCAAAGAAAAACUCAGUUGGGUUUAUCCUUCCUAAUCUCGAGCUAAAGUUCAUCGAUCCAGAUACCAGUAGAUCUCUUCCGAAGAAUACCCCGGGUGAAUUGUGUGUCAGAAGCCAAUGUGUUAUGCAAGGUUACUAUAAGAACAAGGAGGAGACUAAUCGAACCAUUGACGAACAUGGAUGGCUACAUACAGGUGACAUUGCUUAUAUAGAUGAUGAUGGUGAUGUUUUCAUUGUCGAUCGCAUCAAAGAGUUAAUCAAGUACAAGGGUUUUCAAGUAGCUCCGGCGGAGCUAGAGGCCAUCCUUCUUACUCAUUCCUCGGUCGAAGAUGCAGCAGUGGUACCGUUACCUGAUGAAGAAGCAGGGGAAAUCCCAGCGGCAUGCGUCGUAAUGAACCCGAAUGCGAAAGAAACCGAAAGGGACAUCAUGGACUAUGUGGCCUCCAAUGUUGCACACUACAAGAAAGUGAGGGUACUGCAGUUUGUGGACACCAUUCCUAAAUCCCCAUCUGGGAAGAUCAUGAGAAGGCUUUUGAAAGACAAGAUGAUUGAAAAUAUGGCCAGAAACAUUUCCAACACCUAAAUUUAACAUUUGCCUAAAUAAA